AUGUCCAGUGGGGGUAGGUUUAAUUUUGACGAUGGAGGGUCCUACUGUGGAGGCUGGGAGGACGGCAAGGCGCACGGCCAUGGCGUCUGCACCGGCCCCAAGGGCCAGGGCGAAUACACCGGCUCGUGGAGCCACGGCUUCGAGGUGCUGGGCGUCUACACCUGGCCCAGCGGCAACACGUACCAGGGCACUUGGGCGCAGGGCAAGCGCCACGGCAUCGGCCUGGAGAGCAAGGGGAAGUGGGUGUACAAGGGCGAGUGGACGCACGGAUUUAAGGGGCGCUACGGGGUGCGGGAGUGCACGGGCAACGGGGCCAAGUACGAAGGGACCUGGAGCAACGGGCUGCAGGACGGCUACGGCACUGAGACCUACUCCGAUGGAGGGACCUACCAGGGCCAGUGGGUCGGUGGCAUGCGCCAAGGCUAUGGUGUGCGGCAGAGUGUCCCCUACGGCAUGGCGGCGGUCAUCCGCUCGCCCCUGAGGACAUCCAUCAACUCUCUGCGCAGUGAGCACACCAAUGGCGCGGCCCUGCACCCAGACGCCUCCCCAGCCGUGGCCGGCUCACCAGCUGUGUCCCGAGGGGGCUUCGUGCUCGUGGCCCACAGCGACUCCGAGAUCCUCAAGAGCAAGAAGAAGGGGCUGUUCCGGCGCUCGCUGCUGAGCGGCCUGAAGCUGCGCAAGUCGGAGUCCAAGAGCAGCCUGGCCAGCCAGCGCAGCAAGCAGAGCUCCUUCCGCAGCGAGGCUGGCAUGAGCACGGUCAGCUCCACGGCCAGCGACAUCCACUCCACCAUCAGCCUGGGCGAGGGCGAGGCCGAGCUGUCGGUCAUCGAGGACGACAUCGACGCCACCACCACCGAGACCUACGUGGGCGAGUGGAAGAACGACAAGCGUGCGGGCUUCGGCGUGAGCCAGCGCUCCGACGGGCUCAAGUACGAGGGCGAGUGGGCCAGCAACCGGCGGCACGGCUACGGCUGCAUGACCUUCCCCGACGGCACCAAGGAGGAGGGCAAGUACAAGCAGAACAUCCUCGUGAGCGGCAAGCGCAAGAACCUCAUCCCGCUGCGCGCCAGCAAGAUCCGCGAGAAGGUGGAUCGCGCUGUGGAAGCGGCCGAGCGGGCUGCCACCAUUGCCAAGCAGAAGGCGGAGAUUGCAGCCUCCAGGACCUCCCACUCCCGGGCCAAGGCUGAGGCAGCUCUCACUGCGGCUCAGAAAGCCCAGGAGGAAGCACGGAUUGCCAGGAUCACUGCCAAAGAGUUCUCACCUUCCUUCCAGCACAGGGAAAACGGGCUCGAGUACCAGCGGCCAAAGCGUCAGGCUUCCAGUGACGACAUGGAGGUGAUCUCCAUCGGGACGCCCAUGCAACAGGAGAGCCCGGAGCUGUACCGAAAGGGCACCACCCCCUCGGACCUGACGCCGGAUGACAGCCCCCUGCAGAGCUUCCCUGCCAGCCCCUCGGCCACCCCACCACCAGCCCCUGCCUCCAGGAACAAGGUCGCCCACUUCUCGCGACAGGUGUCGGUAGACGAGGAGCGUGGCGGGGACAUCCAGAUGCUCCUGGAGGGCAGAGGAGGGGACUAUAGCCGCCACUGCUGGGGCGAGGAGAAGGCAGGGGGGUCCAGGGGGGUACGUAGCGGCACCCUCCGCAGUGGCCAGCCCGCGGAGGACUUCCGCACCCGGGGCUCGGGCCACAAGCAGCCCGGCAACCCCAAGCCCCGGGAGCGGCGGACGGAGUCGCCCCCUGCGUUCUCCUGGACUUCCCACCCUCGGGCCAGCAACCCCAGCUCGGGGGGCGCCAAGCUGCUGGAGCUGGAUGAGGAAAAGCUGAGCAACUAUGAGAUGGAAAUGAAGCCCCUGCUGAGGGUGGACUCCCACGUGCAGGAGGCACACCCCCAGAAGAGACGCUACAGCAGGGGGGCUCCCUGCCGGGGCCUGGGCGAGGACCGGGGCUUUGGGGCUCAGAGACUGAGAUCCAAGUCCCAGAACAAAGAGAAUGUCCGGCCGGCUGCGAGCGCGGAGCCCGCGGUGCAGAGACUGGAGAGCCUGCGGCUGGGUGACCGGGCUGAGCCCCGGCUGCUGCGCUGGGACCUGACCUUCUCCCCACCCCAGAAGUCCUCGCCUGUGGCACGGGAAUCAGACGAGGAGAACCCAGAUGAGCUCAAGUCCAGCACGGGCUCCGCGCCCAUCCUGGUAGCCAUGGUGAUCUUGCUAAACAUCGGAGUCGCCAUUUUGUUUAUUAACUUUUUCAUCUGAUGAGACUGUCACAUUAGCAAAAAUACCAGUUGGUGUAUAAAAGGGGAACGUUAAAAGCAAAACAACAGAAAGGAAAGGAUCAUAACUCGGACAGCUCACAGCUACUUCCGAGUUUCUUCACAGGACAACACGAUUGGGUAUUACUCACAGUUUGCCUUUUUUUCUGGGUAAUGUUUUUUGGAUUUUAGCCAAAAUUCUUUGCUUGUAUAACACUAUGCUGUGUGGCAUGGCAGAAGGAGGCCAGCACGCCGACCCUCCAGCUUGAAGUGGAGAGAAAAGGGAUCCCGGCAAAUCAGCGGCAAAAAAAAAAAAAUCAUCACUGUCGUCAUUGUCAUCACACUCCCACCUGGGAUGGAAAAGGAGGCAGCCGAGGAAGACCCCUCUGAAUGUCCUGCAGUGCCCGGCGGGGGGGAAGCAGCUGCUGUGAGGUGUGACGUGGGAAGCCAGUUAACUCUGCUUCUCCUCUCUGUUCUGGAAUAGCGGUGACAAGUACGGGCGCGAGGCAUGGGGAAGACAGUGUCCCAUCCUGGCUGGCAGCAGCCUGGGCCUUUUUCUAUUUUAAAUCUGCUGCAUAGUUAAGGAAGCAGAGGUCUGUCUUCUCUUCUCUUCCCCAUGAAACAGGUCAUAGCCCUGCCCUUGUCUCGGCACUGCCCCACGGCUUUCCUCGCAAGGCCAGAUGCCCACACCAAGUCUUACAGCGAGUCCUCAUUUCCCUCGCUGUCCUCCCCACUUCACCAUCCUCCCACCAGACCCCAGGGGAGCCGCGCUGCGGAAGCCCAGGACUGGUGCUGGAGGACAGGGAGCAGUGUGGGCCCCUGGGCUCUCAGCAGGUGGCAUUCUUGCACUUACUGUGCAGGACAGGUAUCCAAGCUCUCAUGUCCCUGUCAGACGUCUGUGGCCCUUACAUGACAUCACCUCUCACUCACUGAGCC
Molecule: messenger RNA, 3182 nt
Organism: Miniopterus natalensis
Lineage: Eukaryota; Metazoa; Chordata; Mammalia; Chiroptera; Miniopteridae
Gene: JPH3
Product: junctophilin 3
Biological process (GO): regulation of synaptic plasticity
Cellular component (GO): plasma membrane; endoplasmic reticulum membrane; junctional membrane complex
Source: RefSeq, a predicted model, not a curated record